This is a messenger RNA of Phoenix dactylifera (date palm), 1621 nucleotides long. Its product is annotated as sequence-specific DNA binding transcription factor. The record is from RefSeq and is a predicted model, not a curated record. Lineage: Eukaryota; Viridiplantae; Streptophyta; Magnoliopsida; Arecales; Arecaceae. Gene Ontology annotation, molecular function: zinc ion binding; nucleic acid binding. Gene Ontology annotation, biological process: cytosolic ribosome assembly; ribosome biogenesis.
UUUCCAGAGGCAACCGGCUGAAGGGCGCAAGCAUACAGAACCUGGCUUGCGAAGAAUCCAAUUACGAGCCAACCCGACGCAAUCUACUUCCUCUGCCUUCUCUCGCCGCCGUCCUGAUACAGCUUUCUCCUCUCGAACGCUCGCUCGCUCCCUCCGAAGGCCGAAGGAAGAGAGAGGUGAAAGGGAUAGAAGAGAAGGAUGUCGAAGAGUUUGGUCCAGCCGAUCGGGCAGAAGCGGCUGACGAACGUGGCUAUCGUCCGCCUCAAGAAGCACGGCAUCCGCUUCGAGAUCGCCUGCUACAAGAACAAGGUCCUUUCUUGGCGCUCCGGAGUUGAAAAAGAUUUGGAUGAAGUCCUGCAGUCACAAAUUGUUUACGCAAAUGUUUCUAAAGGAAUUCUUGCAAAAUCAAAGGAUUUGAUUGCAGCUUUUGGCACUGAUGAUCAGUCAAAAAUAUGCUUGGAGAUUCUGGAAAAAGGAGAGCUUCAAGUUGCUGGGAAGGAGAGAGAGUCUCAGCUAUCAAGUCAGUUCCGGGAUAUUGCAACAAUAGUUAUGCAGAAGACUAUCAAUCCAGAAACUCAGCGCCCUUAUACGAUCAGCAUGAUCGAGAGGAUUAUGCAUGAAAUUCAUUUUGCAGUGGAUCCUCAUACCAGCUCAAAGAAACAGGCUCUGGAAGUUAUACGUGAGCUUGAAAAACACUUCCCUAUAAAGCGAUCCCCAAUGAGACUUCGGCUUAUUGUACCUGAGAAGAAUUUUUCUGUUCUCAUGGAUAAGCUCAAUGGAUGGAAUGCUAGCAUUGUUUCAAAGGAUGAAUCUGGAAAUCAGCUAUCUGUUGUCUGUGAAAUAGAACCUGGUCUUUUCCGUGAUUGUGAUGCUCUAGUGAGAAAUUUGCAAGGGAGGUUGGAAAUACUUGCUGUGUCAGUGCAUGUGGAGGGGGAUUCUCAUGUAGACCAGUAUGAUGAUACUGAAGACCUUCCCUCAAAGUCCACGAAGGAAUCAGUUUUUAUGGUCCAAAUAAAUGAGAGAUUACAGAAGCAGAAGAUUUCUGCCGAAACUAGAAGUGGUGAAGAGCAGGUCAAGCAGAACAGAUGUAGCACGUGUGAUGCCGUUGUAGGAGAUGCGAAACAAUAUAGGGAGCACUUCAAAUCCGAAUGGCACAAGCAUAACCUGAAGAGAAAGACGAGGCAGCUUCCUCCACUAACUGCUGAGGAAUGCUUAGCUGACAUGGAAGUGGGUGAUUUGAAGGCGGAUCUGAAGGAAUAUUCCUUCUGAAGUGAAUAAAGUUCAGAUAUGCCAAUUAGUAUUAGCUGAUAGUUACACAAGAAGCGUGUAUGCAUACAUACUCGUGAAGUUAAUAUAUAGAGUUGAUUGGCUUGGACUUGCUGCUACCUACUCUGGUUAAAAUGCAAGCAUAGGAAACUUAGAUGACGUUAUGGAUGAGAAUACUACCCUUGCCUGUUUAUCUUAAAAUAUUCCAGUGACUUCAUACUAGAGUUAACCAAUUGCAACCCUUAUAUAUGUAAUUGUACAAGGAUUGCUGCAAUAUUCAUCCAAGUUGGAUGUUUCUGUUCUUCUCCUCCCUCCCCUUAUUUUGUAUGAAAUUCAAAAAAGUUUUGUCAUCCCA